AUGGACGACGACUCGAGCGACGUGCAAGAGCCCGCCAAGCUGUACCUCACGCGCCUGAGACUCGCACUCGCGCCAUACACGGUGCACUUCCAGAGCCCGGGAUACAUCAAGGAUGAAACGCUGCGCAUGUUGGAACGCGACGUCGUGAAAAAGACGCUCGAGGAGUCACGACGCAGCUUCGAGCUUCGUGAUGAAUUGGGCCUCUCGGACCUGUUCUGGGACGAUCUCGCCGGCGUUCUCAAAGCCGCCAUCCCCUCGCUCGAGCGACGCUGCUUCGCGGCACCCGACCCCGCCACGCCCGAAUACGAAGGCCUCUCGGGCCCGCUGAUUGCCUCAUACUCGCCGAGCCUGCUGAGAGACCUGGAGCGCCUGAACCAGCUGGUCUCGAUAGCGCGCAACGUGCUGGUUGUUGGAGAAAAGGUGCAGGACCUGUCGGCAGCGCGGCUGUUCGACAAGGACAUCUUUGCGCUCAUCACUGUCUGCGUACGGGUUACUGCGAGGGGCUACGAUGGCGAGGCGGGCACGGCAGAUGAGGAUAAGUGGCAGGGUGUCAUCAACGCAUACAAGAAACUCCUCAUCACGUGCCUUCAGUUUCUCAACAACCUCAUCGCACGGAACGAGCAGCGGAAGCUGAUGCUCUGGAUCGAGCUCUUCGACAGCCAUCUAGACAGCGAGCUCCCCAACUUCGCAGACAUGAAGUCGCGAAUGGACUUCUUGUACCGGCUGGAGAAGAACCCCGAGCUCCCUGACGAGGCUGCCCCCGCCGUGCCCCAACACGUGUCCCGCGGUCCCGACGCCUUCAAGAUCCCACAGCAGCCGGCUUCAUCGCCUUUCUUGCUAUACAUCGGAGAAGUUGGGGCCGAGGUGAAGAAGUCGCUCAUCAAGAUGGGCGAGAAGGCCGGUGCCAACGAAAUCGCUUCAGAAUGCAAGCGCCAGUGGCAGACCAUGUCCGAGGAAGAGAAGAAUAAAUGGAACAUGCGCUACGCCGACGUUGUUGCACGCUACCGCGACGAGAUUACUCAGUCCAGUGCGUAUAAGCAGGUGCUGGAACAGCAGGCUAAGAACCAAGAGAGCGUGCAGGCGCUGGCCCAGAGCAUCAACCAGCUACAAGUUGAAGUUGAUAGAAUGCGCUCCAGCAUUGCAGCUUCUGCAAACGAAGCUCCCGAGUCUCCCGAAGAGCAAAAGGAACGGUCGAUGCGAGCGCAGUCAAUAUACAAUCCGAGCUUGAAUCGGUCAUCCCCGGCAGGUGAGGUCGAUUUUCGCGUGACUUACCCGCCCGCCUUUGGUGCCGAUAUCCUGCAGAAUGGCAAAGAGGAUCUGCUGAAGCGCUUGGAGCCUGAUCCCGAUCGUCCUGCAGCGCUGACCAGCGACGUAGCCUCUCCAACCUCACCCCCACCAGAGGACGACGACAACGAUGACGACUAUGAUGAUGCUGGCGAUGAGGGUCACGGGUUACUCACGGACGUUCCAUUGAUUCUUGGACCUACCGAAAUCGAAGUGCUUCCAAUGAUCAUUAUGGGAGGCAUCGUAGAGCCCACCGAAGGGCAGCCUGGCUACCACGUCGAUCCCAACCAGUUCAGCAGCAUACGAAGCAUGCAUAGCGUCAGGUGUCAUCUUCUGCUUGCCCAAGACAAUGGCCGAAACCUACUACGGGAACUGCUCAUUUUCGUUGCCGCAUGGGACCUUCGAGAGGAGGAGCUCUACUUUAAAUUCAUGGUGAAGAUCAUGGAGUCGAUUCUAGCCAAUGGGUUGUUGCCUUUCGCGUACCACGCUUUCCGUGAGUCUGAGUCAAAGGACAUCAUCUCACCCGCUCAAGCUGUCAUCAUGAAGCUCUUGACCAACAUUUUCCGCGCGCGCCAGGCUCGGACACCGGUCAAAAGUACUCUUGUACGAAAGAGUGGCUCCACUCCUGUGGACCAGGGAGAUGCACAUAUGGUCAACUUCCUGCUGACUGAGUUUCGACGCCACAUCAUUCCACAAACGUGCGCGCUCAUCUUCUUGCAAGGCCAGAUCCGCGCGGGGCAUGCCCAGCCCGAAGACUUUCCGCUUAACUUGUGGGAUAUGGAACGCAUGUACGAAGGCGUAUAUCAGUACCUGGAAUUCUUCGCGAUAUUAACGGAGCAUGAGACGUGGAAAUCCAUGCUGAGCAAUUGGGAGGUGGCAAACGAGCUGGUCACCUUGCUGAAGGAGCUUGAUGCUGCUAUCCCCAAGGGCCAGAUAUCGAUACCUCCACUCACCGCAGCUGCACGCAGCAACAACACUUCAGCGCCGUCUACCGAAUCUGAGCCACAGCCAGUGGCUGUUGAGCGACCGUACGACACAGCCGCCAACACGACUGCACCCGAAGGAUACAUGCCGUCUCCUCGUCCCUACAUCGACGAAGCCCAGGAUGAGCCUUCCGAAUUUGAAUGGCGAAACCUGAAGAAGCUUGCUGUUCUCGUGCUGAGCUCCCUUGUCUGGAAGAAUAGACAGGUCCAAGACCAAAUCCGGCCGCUCGGUGGAAUCGAGGCUGUCCUCAACUGCUGCUCAUACGACGAGCACAACCCAUACAUUCGCGAACAUGCCAUCAUGUGUCUCCGCUUUCUGAUGGAAGGCAACAAGGAGAACCAGGACCACAUUCGAGCUCUCGAACGUUACGAGAAGGAAAAAGAAGGUCCCAGCCCGGUCGAUCCUCCUACGGCUUCUCAGCCACCUACCUCCAAGCCGCCUGUGAGCGUGCGCGUUCCCGAUGAAGUACUCGAUCAGCAAGGCUAUGAGACGUUCAUGGACUCUAAGGGCCAGGUCAUGCUGCGCAAGCGUGAAGUGAAGCCUCCGGUUGUUGGUAAUACUGUUAAAGGGAAGGCAAAGAUGGAGACACGAGAUCCAAAAGACCUUGAGCAGUUGGUACAGCAGGUAAUGCGUGAACUGCCUGCAAGAGUGCAGGGCGUGAAGCAUGAUGCCGAGAAGGCAGCUGCGUUGGCAAAGCUCGACAAAGAGUUUGAUGGGCCAGGCGCAAGCAAGGGUUGA
Molecule: messenger RNA, 3006 nt
Organism: Paraphaeosphaeria sporulosa
Lineage: Eukaryota; Fungi; Ascomycota; Dothideomycetes; Pleosporales; Didymosphaeriaceae
Exons: 5
Coding region: 1-3006 (1001 amino acids)
Cellular component (GO): cytosol
Source: RefSeq, a predicted model, not a curated record